Molecule: messenger RNA, 1379 nt
Organism: Lineus longissimus
Lineage: Eukaryota; Metazoa; Nemertea; Pilidiophora; Heteronemertea; Lineidae
Product: NADH dehydrogenase [ubiquinone] flavoprotein 2, mitochondrial-like
Exons: 9
Coding region: 94-831 (245 amino acids)
Biological process (GO): mitochondrial electron transport, NADH to ubiquinone
Molecular function (GO): NADH dehydrogenase activity
Source: RefSeq, a predicted model, not a curated record
CUGCGGGACCAAAGUUAAAAAGCCCGGAUAUUGAAAAACAAAAUUUGCCCUUGAUUUUGACCAUUUUCUUGCAUAAAAACGUUUCUUUCAACAAUGUUGACUACUUUUGCAAAAAGAUGCAUAGUGUCUGCAGGUCAACAGCUGAGAGCCUUGCACAGAUCAGCACCAGUCCUUAGCGACACACUGGCUGUGCAUAGAGACACUCCUGAAAAUAACCCAACUGUUAAAUUUGAGUUCACAGCGGAGAAUCUGAAGCGUGCCAAUGACAUCAUUGCCAACUAUCCAGAGGGCUAUGAAGUGGCAGCAGUCAUCCCUGUUUUAGAUUUAGCUCAGAGGCAACAUGAUGGUUGGUUACCCCUGACCGCCAUGCACUAUGUUGCUGAUCUCCUCAAGAUGCCUAGGAUGCGAGUGUAUGAGGUUGCCACGUUUUACACCAUGUUCAACAGGAAUCCUGUUGGCAAAUACCAUGUUCAGAUCUGUACUACAACACCAUGUAUGCUUGGUGGUAUGGGCAGUGAUGUCAUCUUGAAAACCAUUGAAGACGAACUAGGUAUCAAACCUGGUCAGACGUCAGGGGAUAAGAUGUUCACACUGACGGAGGUUGAAUGUCUCGGAGCUUGUGUCAAUGCUCCAAUGGUACAGAUCAAUGACAACUAUUAUGAAGACUUAACCCCUGGGGAUAUGAAGGAGAUACUGGAUGAUAUCAAAGCAGGGAAAACACCAAAAGCUGGGCCGAGGACUGAGAGAUUUGCGUGCGAGCCAACGGGAGGGCUAACAAGUUUAACCGAGCCACCAAAGGGACCUGGCUUUGGCUGCAUGAGUGAUCUAUGAUCUCUAGGAUUGUGAUAGGACUUGUUAUUAUACAUAUGAGUGUAAAUAGUCAAUAAAGAUGUGCACACCCACUUAGCCUUCAAAAGCACGAUUCGGAUGAAUGGCGAUGACUGUAUUUUUGCUACCGGGUGCAAAAAAAUUCUGAAAGGGUAUCCUGAAAAAGUUAUCACAGAUGUUCAAGUACAUGAUUUUCAUGAACAUUGUUUAGCUUUCCCAGCCAUUGCACCCACUGGAUCUGGUAGAAGAAAGUACAUCAAUUUGGUAGGACAAAUAGAUGUUGACAAAGGCUGGACUCGAUGUGAACAACCAAGAGAAUGUUCCUGAUUUCAUUGAUAUAAAGUUUGGAGACUUAGUCUGUUGAAGUACAUGUGACCCUUCUCAGUUCCAUUGUAGUCCGGGUGUCCUUUUGUCUGUGGAUUACUGAACAAUGCUUGACUAUUGUUUUGAUAGAUCAUUUGUCCAUUAUUGUCAAGAAGUAUUGUGUGUUGUUACAUCAUUCUAUAAUGUGCAGUACUUGAAUUAGUGAAUAAAAGUACAUCUAUUUGUUU